AUGCCCCGUCCGCCCAUCUCGGACAUUGAAUCCAUCUCCUCCUCUGAUCUGUGGGGGUCCGACGCCUCCGAUGUCUCUGACACCGAGUUGGACUUCCCGGGCCACGCAAAGUUCGCCCCACCGCCCCGUCGCAGACGCACCCAGCUCACGGUGGAGGUGGUCUCGCAGAAGGAAUACCGUAAGGCCGCAAAGACCUUGCAGCUCGCCUUCUCCGAUGACCCGUACACCACGUACUUGACCAAGCCUGCCAAGGAUGAGGCUACCCGCACCAAGAUCGACACUGCCUUGUACGAAGCCGGGGUCUACACCUCGAUGAUGUCGGGGGUGGUUCUCGCGAUUCGCGACCCGCAGGAGUUUGAACCAGGCCACGAGGACCCUGAGGCCCCGUUCUGGGCCGUGGCCUGUUUUGUGGACACCACCAAGCCGGGAUCGGCGUGGGUGGACUUCUUCUACGACACGAAGCUCAAGUGGUUGUGCAACAAGAGGGUGUACAAGCGUUUGUACCACGAGCAGUUGCCGUUGUUGGACAAUGCCCGCAUCGAGAUCAUGGGAGACCCCGAGGACCAGGAUGAGGACACCCCAAAGUGCUGGUACUUGGCGGAUCUCGGAACCACCGCGGCUGCCAGAGGUAAAGGUUGUGCGCGCCAGCUCUUGGAGUAUAUGUACGACCACUACAUCGAUCCGCAGGAGGCUACCUGCUACUUGGAGUCGUCCCAUCCGCGUAACCGUCCGAUUUAUGAAAAGUUGGGCUUUACGUUUGUCAAGAUGAUCUUUGUCGGGAAUCCGAACUGCAAGCACGAUGACUUGCGUAUCUGCACGUGCGAGAAGACCUUGACCAUGGACAUCAUGGUUCGAGGGGUCGGUGGGGAGAAGUGGUACUGGGAUAAAUAA
Molecule: messenger RNA, 891 nt
Organism: Babjeviella inositovora NRRL Y-12698
Lineage: Eukaryota; Fungi; Ascomycota; Pichiomycetes; Serinales
Product: GNAT family N-acetyltransferase
Exons: 1
Coding region: 1-891 (296 amino acids)
Molecular function (GO): acyltransferase activity, transferring groups other than amino-acyl groups
Source: RefSeq, a predicted model, not a curated record